AAACUCGGCGCUGUAUCCUAAGAAAGAGGAAGAAGAAAGAAAGCAAAGGCCGGGGAGCGAAAUUUUUCCACCGAGUCGCUUGCCUGUCUUCCAAGUCAUCCACCAUGGUUCUCGAGGCUACUAUGAUCUGCAUUGACAAUUCUGAGUGGAUGAGGAACGGUGAUUACUCUCCCACUCGAUUUCAGGCGCAGGCCGAAGCGGUUAAUCUGAUCUGUGGGGCGAAAACACAGUCUAAUCCGGAGAACACAGUGGGGGUGUUAACGAUGGCCGGGAAAGGCGUCCGCGUUCUUGUUACACCCACCAGCGAUUUCGGAAAGAUUUUGGCGUGUAUGCACGGUCUGGAGAUUGGUGGUGAAAUGAAUCUGACUUCUGGAAUUCAAGUGGCUCAACUAGCACUUAAACAUCGCCAGAACAAAAAGCAGCAACAGCGAAUCAUAGUAUUUGCUGGAAGUCCAAUUAAGCAUGAUAAAAAAGUCUUGGAGGCAAUUGGAAAGAAGUUGAAAAAGAAUAGUGUUGCUCUUGAUAUAGUCGACUUUGGUGAAGAGGAUGACGGAAAGCCGGAAAAGCUGGAGGCCCUUCUUGCUGCAGUAAAUAAUAAUGAUAGCAGCCACAUUGUACAUGUUCCUUCUGGUCCUAGCGCACUUUCUGAUGUUCUCAUAAGCACCCCUAUAUUCACCGGAGAUGGUGAAGGAGGAAGUGGAUUUGCAGCGGCAGCUGCUGCUGCAGCUGCAGGAGGGGUGUCUAGCUUUGAUUUUGGUGUGGAUCCUAACCUAGAUCCUGAGUUGGCACUUGCUCUUCGUGUGUCAAUGGAGGAGGAGAGGGCAAGACAAGAAGCUGCUGCUAAGAGAGCUGCAGAAGAAGCUGCUAGACAAGAAAAAGGUACAGAGCAGGCAUCAAGCUCUCAAGAUGCGGUUAUGGCUGAAGCAGCUGGCAGUUCUGAUCCAGUUGCGGAGAAGAAGGGGCCUGAACUUAUGGAUGAAGAGACUGCCUUGCUAGAACAAGCUCUUGCAAUGUCAAUGGAUGAUCCACGUUCAGGUCAGACUGGUUCUGCUUCAGGUGGUGAUACAAUAAUGUCAGACACGACUCCAGAAGAUCCAGACAUUGCCCUUGCACUACAAAUGUCUAUGCAGGAUACUGCAAAAGAUUCUUCUACACAAUCUGAGAUGAGCAAGGUCUUGGGCGACCAAAAUUUCCUCUCUUCCAUUAUUGACUCGCUUCCUGGAGUUAAUCGUGAUGAUUCUUCAAUAAAGGACUUGCUGGCAUCUCUUCAGGGAAAACCAGAGGAGAAGAAAGAAGAGGAAGAGAAGAAAGAAGAGGAGAAGAAAGAAGGGGAGGGUUCAAAGGAUGCUGGCAAUUGAUUACUUCUUGGUCCAUAUUUCUUUUGAUACUUUUGUGGAGGUGCAGUGGCAGAGCACUGAUUACAAGGUGAAUAUAUCGUGGACAUCUGGCUGGCUUCAGAAUUGAGCUUCAUUGGUGCUUCAAACAUCGGCGUCAGCUUUUUUUCUUUGGUGGUUGUUCCAUUUAGGAGGUAUCCUUAGAUUCAGGACUAGCCCCCUUUUGUUUGAAAUGUAUCUACCAUAGUCACAACUCACAAAUGCCGUCAAACUUCUUUUGGAAGGGGAAAAUCUCGUGAGAAUCUAUCCAGAUGCUGUGAAAAACUAGAAGCUUUUUGACUUUAUGUAUUUGUUUGCAAGUGCGGCCUGCGUAACUAUUAAGAUUUGGCUGCGUUUUUUCUCUUUUCUUUAUUAAUACAGGUUUCAACUUUCAUGUGCCAGUUGAUCAUGAAAAGUUUAUAUCUCGAGAAUCCCUCUUGUUUA
Messenger RNA from Nymphaea colorata (pocket water lily), 1817 nucleotides. RefSeq names its product 26S proteasome non-ATPase regulatory subunit 4 homolog. Gene Ontology annotation, biological process: proteasome-mediated ubiquitin-dependent protein catabolic process. The record is from RefSeq and is a predicted model, not a curated record. The coding region runs from base 105 to 1358 and encodes 417 amino acids. Gene Ontology annotation, molecular function: polyubiquitin modification-dependent protein binding. Gene Ontology annotation, cellular component: nucleus; cytosol; proteasome regulatory particle, base subcomplex. The transcript is spliced from 11 exons. NCBI's taxonomy places the organism in Eukaryota, Viridiplantae, Streptophyta, Magnoliopsida, Nymphaeales, Nymphaeaceae.